GAUACAGGCAAUGUUUUUAGUCUGUUCUCUUGCUGUUUUCAUCCCAAUUUCGCUCUCAUUUUGGCUCUUAGACAUCCUCAUCGGUAUCUAUGGACGCCCAGAAGGAUUUGAAAGUGAACCAGUGACGCCAUGGCGAUGUCUGCUGUCCAUUCUCAUCCCAAUCUUGGUGGCAAAAUGGGGGCUCGCCAGAAAGAGUCUGGAUGCAUCAGGAGCUAUAGCUGGUCUGCUUGUCGGGUUCAUACUGACCAUCAGCAAUGCCUGUUUCUUCGCCUCACUGCUGGCAUUCUUUGUCCUCGGGUCUAAAGCUACUAAGUUCAGGAGCAAGAGAAAGAAGGGAUUUGAAGAUGAUUUCAAAGAAGGUGGCGAGAGGAACUGGAUCCAAGUGCUCUGCAACGGCGGAACGGCCGCUCAACUCGCUGUCAUCUACCUCCUCGAUAACGGACCAAGCGAGACAGCCAUAGACUUCUCAAAAAAAUACAACGCCUCCUGGCUGUCGAUGGCGGUACUGGGUGCCCUGGCGUGCAGCUGCGGCGAUACAUUUUCAUCCGAGUUUGGUUCAGCACUUGGGAAGGGCAACCCAAGACUUAUUACCACUUUGAAAAAAGUGCCAAGAGGAACAAAUGGAGGAAUCUCCUUCUGGGGCUGCCUUAGCAGUGCACUCGGAGGAUUACUUGUGGGCCUGGCUUAUUAUUUGAUGAUGGUGUUCAUUAUGAGUCCCACCGUCUUGUCUAUGAGCCCGGAGCAAUGGCCGGUCAUUUUGGUGGGAAUGUUUGCCGGGAUUCUCGGCUCAACAAUUGACUCGUUACUUGGUGCAACACUACAAUACUCAGGUUAUGACAAAGAGAGAAAUUGCAUUUCACAUUCCCCAGGGAAGGAUGUCGAGUACAUUUCAGGAGCCGCCAUCCUUGACAACGAUAGCGUCAACCUCAUCGCAGCGUUACUGACUGCCCUGUUUACGCCAAAGAUUGCUUUCCACGUGUGGUGGUACUUUACAUGAAAUUGACUGGUUUACAUUCGAAAUCUGGUGUUAUUAGCUACAUGUAGGUUGUGGAUUUCAAGGGAUGACUAUGAUGUCGUUCCAUUUUGUUUAGUUUUAUUUUCGAGUGCUACAUGUAUGGAAACUCAUGGCCAAGUGGUUUACACUGUUGGCUACCAGGCAAUAGGGCCAACGUUUGAUUACAGGGAGAACCCAAGCUUUGCUUGCAUAUAUAUAUAUUUAUGUAAAUAAUUUCUGUAAACAACUACUUCGUUAUUUCAACUGAGCAUUUCUUUCAGUUCUUGAUAUGAUCAGGAGGUACAAUUGCUUAGUUGCACUUUGUCACAGCUGUUAAAGGUGCUGUGUGCUGCAGCAAAAAUAAGUCUUAGUUAUUGGUAACAGUGAUAUGUGCAUGUAAUCCUUUGGUUUUGGAGAAAGCAAAGUAAGAUAAGCAUGUCUUCGCCUCCUGUUUUGUAAAACAGUA
This is a messenger RNA of Lineus longissimus, 1460 nucleotides long. RefSeq names its product transmembrane protein 19-like. The transcript has 6 exons. The coding region runs from base 11 to 997 and encodes 328 amino acids. The record is from RefSeq and is a predicted model, not a curated record. Lineage: Eukaryota; Metazoa; Nemertea; Pilidiophora; Heteronemertea; Lineidae. Gene Ontology annotation, cellular component: membrane.